Molecule: messenger RNA, 2065 nt
Organism: Zootoca vivipara (common lizard)
Lineage: Eukaryota; Metazoa; Chordata; Lepidosauria; Squamata; Lacertidae
Gene: RAB5IF
Product: RAB5 interacting factor
Biological process (GO): mitochondrial respirasome assembly
Source: RefSeq, a predicted model, not a curated record
CGGCGGCGGCGGAAGAGGACGAUGAGCGGCGGCCGGCGGAAGGAGGAGCCGACGUCGCACCCGCAGCAGCACCUGGUGGCCAACGGCGGCGGCGGCGCCUUGAAGGGCUCGCUGUGGGGCAAAGCGCUGCGGAGCGACUCCGCCUGGGAGGACAAGGAUGAAUUUCUAGAUGUGAUUUACUGGUUCCGGCAGAUCAUUGCUGUUAUUUUGGGAGUGAUCUGGGGCAUCGUUCCAUUGAAAGGAUUUGUGGGCAUAGCAAUAUUCUGCCUGAUAAAUGCUGGCGUCCUGUACCUCUAUUUUAGUAGCUUCCAGCAGAUAGAUGAAGAAGAGUAUGGUGGAACUUGGGAACUAACGAAAGAAGGGUUCAUGACAUCUUUUGCAUUGUUUUUGGUUGUCUGGAUAAUCUUCUACACUGCCAUCCAUUAUGAUUGAUGAAGUCGGCCAAAUCAGUUGUAUACAUAAGUUGAAUAAUACUUUCAGAAGCAGCCUCUGAUGAACUGGGGGGAGGUAAAAUAAGCCCAUUUUUAUACCCAUGGUCCAAGGAGAUGGGACAAGCCAAAUGGCUUCUAAGAAGAGAAAUUGAGCCUGUCUGAUUAUUUAAAGAAAUGUUGCUUUUGCAGAACUUUAAAAAAAGCCAUCACAAUGUUUUGCAAACAAUACAAGACUGUUUGACCUUUCAACCUUCUCUGUGAUUUUGCCUGGUACAGUGACGGCAAACUUCUGUAUUCUAAAAGGGUGACCUUAUUAAUUAAUUUGUGUCCAUUAUCUUGCCCUCUCUGAAUGAGAUUGAAUCAGUUUGUGACUUGUCUUCCGUUCACUUGACGUAUUUUUUAAAAAACCAUAAACAUCAUGAGGCAUUUGGUUGGAGGCGAACUCUACAGAAAUGAUUACAAGAGCAUAGAGUUUAAUGGUUGACCUCGGCUUGUUUUAAGAAUAUUAAAGAUCUGAUCUGAUAAUUGAUUGUAUUAAGUAUUAAUGUCUUUAACUGGUUCAUUCAGGGUUACUUAAAUUUUGGUUGCUUAACAGUGUUAUAACCAGAUUCUUCAGAUUAUUUCCUAAAACUUUGACAUUAAUUCCUUAUGGAGCAAGUGCUGGAUUUACCUGGCUUAAUUGCUGAACUUUCACAAACAGUAACCAUGGUUUAGGAAUAGUGGUUCAGUUAACAAAUUAAUUCAGUUCUCAGAGCCUACCUCAGAGUUCAGUGGUCUAAAUGCACAAAACAAUUAAGACGUAUUUCAGAACUCAGUUACUUUGGGAUCUUUCUAGGAUUUUGAAGUUGAAACACAACACGCGAAAUAAUUAAAGCAACUAAUAUCCUGUACACAGAAUUAACACUUUCAGGGUUGGAGUGGAUUGAUCUACAAUUUCAAUUUAGAUUUUUCUGAUGAUUAAAUAAAGACAUUAAAUGUAACCAUAUUGGUGGCUGUACAUUAGUUUAGGCCACUUACAAUUUUUAACUGUAGAUCUUUUCUAAAAUAUGCAUUACAGUCUCCAUGGAUAUAUUUAGGAAGUAGUCUCUUCUAGGACCAGACCUGUCUGUUCUCAUCAUAAUCUCAGAUGAAUGGGCAGAGAGAAGAGCUUUGCACUAAGACUGCCUUAUGGUGACAACCUGACUUGAGUCUUAACACACUGUGGAUUAAUUCCUAGUUCUUCUUAGUCUUCUGUUAAGCCCUCAUUUUUGCAUUUUUUACUUAGCAAGGUCACUUUCAAUGUACUUUCCUUAAACUUCUCUUUUCGUCUUUAUUGGUUAGUUGUUAGAAUUCUGCCAUAAGAAAUGAAAGCCUGAAGUACUGUAUGUGCUGAGAGCCAUGGCAGGUGCUGCUCUUGCAGGCUUCGUUGCCAACUAACAGCCUCUGCCUAUCUGGUUUGUGGAUUUAAUCUCUCAUUCGCCUCAUCAACCUGAAGGAGUCACCUUUUCUCCUCAGAAUUUUCAUCUCUGCUGGGUUUAAAAUUCCAUUUCCCAAUCAGCGUCUGAUUUUGUUUACUUACACUUUCAGUCACCUACCAAAUACAGUACAUCAUUUUAUACAUGAAAGCUCUCUAAUAAAUGUCACAUGAUUAAGAA